CCUUAAUUUUAUAUACAAAACCUUCUGCUAAAUACUAUCAAAAUUAGCCUUUGAGAGGGUUGCCGUGUCUGAGAUAUAUCUUGAAGAAAUUCUGUUUAGUUUGGUCAACAUUUUUAAUUUGACUGGCAUUUCUUCUCGCUCUGGCAAACCGUUGAGCGCGGGUUUCUCUCUCUUGCUGGGCAUUUUAUGGAUCUCGUUUCUCUCUCCUCUCUGUAAAACUCAAAGAUGAGCCCCAAAACCCUUACCAGACUCGACCCAUUUCCUUUAUUCUCUCCCUAAGAACGAAGCCAACUCAACCCACUUCAUUCUUUGGAGGAAAACCCCAUUCUUAAUUCUCUCUCUCAAAACGCAAACCUUUCAUUUCUCUCUAUCUAGAAUAACCCCUUUCAUUUCUUGGAGGAAAUCUCAGUUCCACUUUUCUCUCUCUCUAACGGGAAAACCCAUUUCCAAUUUUCUCUCUCGAGAAGGAAAACCCAACUAAAAAAUCCCAUCCAUCUCCACCAUCUCGCUAUCCAAAUGCUCAAACCUCAAAAAAGCAGGCCCAAUCCUGUUUUCUCUCUUUAGAGAGAGAACCCAAAUGCUCAACCAUUUCGACUUCAAUUCCUGGUGAAAAAGAUUGAAAAGAAGGGGGAGAGAGAAAGUGGGCAUCCUUACAAUGGAACCAACCAUUAGGGCGAGGCCCUUCUUCACCUUAAUAGGUAUUUUCAUUAUCCUCUCUGAUGCUUCUUUUGCUAUGAAUUCGAAUACAAUGGUUCUUAGAUCCUCGGAGGAUUCAUCAAAUACAAUGGCUGAACGAGACCGGUAUACUGGUAGAAACUAUAGAAAUAUUCAUGAAAAUCCAAGAAAUGAAUCUGCAAAAAGGCAUGCUUCCAUUGAAUCAAAAGGGAAGAAUGAUUCAACAAAUGCUUACAGUCAUAGAACAAAUACUCAUGAUUAUAGAAACUCAAAGAACCAUAGAAAUUCGCCUCCACCAAAACUUCGUCAUCGCUUUAAUAGAAGCCAUGAUCAUGGUAUGAAUGCUGGUAAAAAAGUUGGGCUUUUCUUUGUGGGGAUAGCUGGGGUUUUUCAGGUUGGGGCAGCGGUCUUUCUGCUUUUUAAGAGGAAGCAGUUCUUAGAAACAAAGGCUCAACAUGGCGUUUGUUCUUAACCUUGACUGAGCAGAUGGUGUUUGUUUUUCACCUUGAUUAGAAGAGAGGGAAAAUAUUUCACUUUGAUUAGAAGAGGGAGAAAAAUUACUUUUUGACUAGAGGAUACAGAAUAGAUUUCACAUUGAUUAGUGGAGAGAGAAAAGAGAUUUGUUUGUUUAAUGAGGUCUCGGCACAGAGGUUGGCAAGAGGAAGAAAUGGUUAUCCGUAGUGGUUGAUUUGUUGAGGAUUGUUCUUGGGAUGGCGUUUCACACCAAGGCACGGUGGGUUUGAGUCUUGAAACUUCUGUAUGAUAAUUUUCUUUUUCUUUUUUAUUUAUGGAUGUCAAUUUGACAUUUUGGGGUUUGUUUAGAUUGAAUUUUAUGACACUGAAUGCGUUUAAUUGGAUUCUACGAUUCACUUUGUUUUGUU
Amborella trichopoda is the source of this 1556-nucleotide messenger RNA. Lineage: Eukaryota; Viridiplantae; Streptophyta; Magnoliopsida; Amborellales; Amborellaceae. The record is from RefSeq and is a predicted model, not a curated record.